AUGGCACCAGUGAGGAUGGAGAACAGAGUGGCCCUGGGGGGAGAGAACAUGUAUCCCCCACACCGCCGUCCCGCCCUCUCAUACGUGAAGAUGACUUUGACCCGGGUGUUGUCCCGGCCCACACCCCGGCUCUCCUGGGUUCAGGGACUGCCCCCCGAGGGCCCCGCCGACUGGGGCGGAUUGGGCGGUAGCCAAGCCAGGACCAUGCAGGGCCUGGCCCUUGAGCUGAUCGGAGGCCCUCAGUGGGUGCCCCCCCCGCCGUCUCUAGGGUCAGGGUACCGACAAGUGUAUGAAGUCAAGCUGGCCCCACCUGGGGAUGGAGAGCCAGCGACAGGGAUCCCGUCUGAUUUAUCCCCGGAUCCAAAUGUGGAUUCUGGGGAGAUUUUCGAGAAGAAUGAGGAUGAAGCUGUGAACCGAGAUCCAGGACCUCAAGACAACCCACAGCCACAGGCCCAAGACCAUGGUGCCGCCAACGUGGAAGAAAACAUUCUCGGGCUCUCCUUCCCGAGGAAGCUUUGGAGGAUCGUGGAGGACGACGCCUUCACGUCGGUGCGCUGGAACGAGGACGGAGACGCCGUGGUCAUCGACGAAGACCUCUUCCAGCGGGAGGUUCUUCACCGGAGAGGCGCAGAGAGGAUCUUCGAGACCGACAGCUUAAAGAGCUUCAUCCGCCUCAUGAACCUGUACGGGUUCAGCAAAAUCCGAGCCAGCAACCCCUCAGGUCACUCUCUGGGGAACAAGAAAAUGAUGAUCUACCGAAAUUCCAACUUUCAGAGAGACAGGCCCUUGUUCCUUGACAAUGUCCAGAGAAAAGGUGACCUGAAAACCACCACUGCGUGCUCAGGGAGCAGCGCAACCACUCCCAAGAGAAAGAAGCCCACGGCAGCCACAAGACAUUCUCCACGAAUCCAUCACCAGGAAUCCACCAAAGAGGACAAGAAGGCCCCCAGGGAAGCCCCAAAUGCUCAGGGACCCAGUGGCACCCAGUCAUUCACAUUCUCUGGCAUCUGGUCUCUGAGCAGUGUAGCCGGGUACGCCACCGAAAAUCAUGGCCCCAGUGAGCUGGCUGGUCCCAGUGGGGAGGGUACCUCCAGGAAUGUGAUGUUCGCAUCCCCGGCCCUGGCCGGGAGGGAUGGCGCAGGGGAACUGCCCCCCGCACCCCCCGUUUACCCAGAUUACAGGUCAGUGAUGUCACUCUACAACACCUGUUAUUCCAUCCUCUUGGCUGCCCUCUCGGUCAUGUCCCCAAACGAGGCCCCAAGUGAGAACGAGGAGCACGAGGGCUCCUCGGAUUACAAGUGUGCACUCUGUGAACACUUCAAGGAAAAUCCGGGUCCCUAAGCUCACAGGCCAAUGGUGACAGAUAAAAACACCACUCUGUAACCGCAAAUCUAUUUUCGGCUUUAAUAAAGAAAAGCAAAACUCUGGCAGUAAAUAAAUGACCUACUGAGCAAGGCGA
Messenger RNA from Canis lupus familiaris (dog), 1459 nucleotides. RefSeq names its product heat shock transcription factor, X-linked member 3-like. Gene Ontology annotation, molecular function: DNA-binding transcription factor activity; sequence-specific DNA binding. The record is from RefSeq and is a predicted model, not a curated record. The transcript has 4 exons. The coding region runs from base 1 to 1341 and encodes 446 amino acids. Lineage: Eukaryota; Metazoa; Chordata; Mammalia; Carnivora; Canidae. Gene Ontology annotation, biological process: regulation of DNA-templated transcription.